UCAAACAAUAUGGUAGCUCCCAGACUGUGUCAUGCUGGUUACAGUAAGACGGUCUGUUUGGCGCAAAGUUGAUUUUUUAUUUUUAUUUUCAGUAAGAUUAACCACAGUUAAUUCAGGAAGAUUAUGGGUAUGUUUUAGCCCGUGAAGACAUCAUUGGGUGAGGAGUGAACCAUGUUGGCAUCAGUGGUUGUCAGCAUGACAGCAGCCUCCAGAGGGAAGGUCAGGUCUCUGGUGUCCCUGUGCAGGAGACUGUCCAGCAGCCAGCGCGGCUCCACGGAUACAGCUGACCGUCCACCGUCUGAAGCCUCCGCUCCUCUCCCGGGCGGCGAGACGCCCGAGGCGCAGGAACUGAGGUUGAGACGCCGAAAGAACCCCAGCGGCUGCUCCGUGUUCCUCUUCCCCGGGCAGGGCAGCCAGUUUGUGGGCAUGGGUAGAGGACUUUUGAAGUACCCUAAUGUUAAGGAGAUGUUUACGGUGUCCCACAAGAUCCUCGGGUACGACCUGCUGGCUCUGUGCCUGGAGGGACCCGAGGAGGAGCUGAUGAAGACGGUCCACUGUCAACCGGCGGUGUUCGUCACCUCACUGGCUGCGGUGGAGAGGCUCAGCUGCGAAAACCCAAAGGCCAUUGAGACGUGUGUUGCCGCUGCAGGUUUCAGCGUUGGAGAAUUUGCUGCUCUGGUCUUUUCUGGUGCCAUGAACUUUGCAGAAGCCCUGUAUGCGGUGAAGGUUCGUGCAGAGGCCAUGCAGAAAGCGUCAGAGCUGGUUCCCAGUGGGAUGCUGUCAGUCAUCGGUAAACGUCAGGCUCAGUAUAAAUAUGCUUGUCUGCAAGCUAAGGAGCACUGCAAGAGCCAGGGGGUUGAGGAGCCAGUGUGCUCUGUGGCCAACUAUCUGUUCCCUGAUGGCAGGGUCAUCGCAGGACACCAACAGGCUCUGGAUUUCCUCCAGCAGAACUCGAGACGUUUGGAGUUCAUGAGGACCAAACCUCUCCCGGUCAGUGGAGCUUUUCACACUGAGCUGAUGGCGUCGGCUACUGAACCCCUCAGAGAGGUUCUCAGACAGGUGGAGAUACGGCGUCCUGAGAUCAACGUGUACUCCAACGUUGAUGGCAAACGCUACAUGAAUGAGAGCCACGUGCGCAGACAGCUGGUAAAGCAGCUGGUGUCGCCUGUGAAGUGGGAGCAGACUCUGCACGAGAUCUACGAGAGGACGCAGGGGGAGAACUUCCCUUACACCUACGAGGUUGGUCCGGGAAAGCAGCUCGGCGCCACACUUCAGAAGUGCAACGCCAAGGCCUUCAGGAAAUACACACAAGUGCAGGUCACUACUUAUGAUGACUGAUAAUGCAGAGACGUGGACUCUGAUUAAAAACAACCAAGCAAGAGUAGGAAGAAUGUGCCUGAGUGGUUAUUUUAUCUCAGACAUCUUGACUAUCCAGUUACACCUGCAAGUUCCUGUGGUUGUUUCUUAAGGUCUUGUUUGUGUGUUAUUGUGUAAUUAAAUGAAUAAUUUUUUAUUAAUGA
Molecule: messenger RNA, 1520 nt
Organism: Toxotes jaculatrix (banded archerfish)
Lineage: Eukaryota; Metazoa; Chordata; Actinopteri; Toxotidae
Gene: mcat
Product: malonyl CoA:ACP acyltransferase (mitochondrial)
Exons: 5
Coding region: 172-1338 (388 amino acids)
Molecular function (GO): transferase activity
Source: RefSeq, a predicted model, not a curated record